Papilio polytes (common Mormon) is the source of this 4607-nucleotide messenger RNA. Its product is annotated as zinc finger protein Xfin-like. Bases 371 to 3694 code for a protein of 1107 amino acids. The transcript has 8 exons. The record is from RefSeq and is a predicted model, not a curated record. Lineage: Eukaryota; Metazoa; Arthropoda; Insecta; Lepidoptera; Papilionidae.
AACCGAGGUGGCAACACUGAUAGGGUAGACGAACAAAACUUACUGUGUGUAUGUUUUGUGUGAUUUAAAACCUAUGAAUUGGUAAAAGAUGGCCAAAAAACGAUAAAUGUAAUUAAAAAAUCAUGCCAAAUUCAUUUCUAAAGCUUAAUAUUUACUUUUAUACCCUGUAUUGUUAACAUCUACCCUCGCCAUUAUGCUCGCAUAUGUGUUGUGACAAGUGUUUAUUAAAUUAUAUUCGAUUAUAAAAUCGCUAAAAUGCAUACUUCAGCUAAUACGUAGUAUUGGUUUUAUAUAAAACUCAAAAUAAGUAGUCACAAAAAGGAAGCAUUGACCAUGGUUAACUUAAAAAUGAGAGGAUAAAACUAACAAUAUGGAAGACACUCCGCUGAUAGAUUUUAACAUAAAUGUUAAAGUAGAAAAGAUAGAAGAUGAAAUAGAUACAGAAGAAACAUAUGAGAUUAAAAUAAAUGAAUCUCUAGACAAUGUUGCAAAGAAACAAUACAAAAAAGCACUAACUCAAAUGAUCAGUAAUGAUUCUGACGAUGAGAAUGCAUCAAGUGAGAAUUCCAACUCAACUUCGGAACCCAAAUGUAGCCAAGUAUCUAGCUUUGAUAAUACAAGGAGUAAUGAAUCAGGUUACGAAAAAUUCUAUAUUAUACGAAAUCGUAAAAUUCAUACUUUAACAAAAGAAAAUAUACUAAAAGGUAUCGAAGAACAAACGUAUCUAUUGAAAAGUAAAACAGAUGUACUUUUAAACAAAUUGAUUCGAUCUCACCAUCCUCAAAACUAUAUACAUCCAAGAACUGUACAUACAAGUCUGUUAGACAAUGUCAUACAGUUAUGGAGAAAUUGGCAUGAAAACAAUCCAAGACAAAGAAAUACACCAUUUUUAUAUAAAUGUUAUAUAUGUCUAAAUGGAUGGUGUAAUUUAGAACCUUUUAGACAGCAUAUAAAAUCACAUAAACACCCAAAUUUAAUUCUCUCCCUCGAAGAAAUGGGUAAUAAAAUAAAUAUUGUUGCCAGUAUUGGUAAUGCAAUAAAAAAAAACUUAAUCACAAUAAAUACUAAUUGUUGGAAUUGUUAUAAACCUAUUGUUAUAAAAGGUGUAUUCAAAGUUUUUCCAAAAAAAAAUACUUGUGAUUCUUGUUUGCUAUCCGAUGUUGGGUUGUAUGAAAUUGCUAGUGAGAGCUUAAAUAAAUUUACUGGGGUUAUAUGUUCUAUUUGCUCUGUGUAUUGUAAAAAUGAAGACAUAUAUAGUCAUAUGGUUUUAAAUCAUACACCAAAAUCUGAUGAGCCAGCGGUAACAUAUCCUAAGAUAUGUAAAUUGUGCGAAGAGCUAUAUUUUAUUAAGAAUUACCAUGAUUGUCCUAAACGUAAUAAAUUAUAUAAAUGCUAUGUUUGUUUUAAUAAAUAUAUAACAAAGCAAUUGCUGCAGUUACAUAGGGCAAUGAAUAAAAAUGUCACAUCAUGUCCGGAUUGCUCGAAGAAAAUCAAACAAUGCUAUUUUAUUGAACAUUUAUUGAAUCAUUCAGCAAAUUAUGAUAUGGUACAAUAUUGCUGUAAAUGUAAAAAUAAUUUACUAUAUCCAAAUUGUUUGUGGUUUAACAAACAUAUGUUGAACCACGGCGAUAUGGUACAAAGGCGACGGUAUAAAGUCAAGAUGCUGUUGCCAUUAAAUUGUGUAAGAUGCGUUACAGUGGAAAGUACAAUGCGUCUAGAAGUAAAUUACAAAGAAGUGCAUAAAUAUCUAUGUGAUUUCAAAUAUAUGAAUAACACACCUCCUAAACUGAUCGAAAUUAUUAAAGAACAUAACAAAACGAAAAAAGAUGACGUGCAAUUAUCAGGCACUGUUAACAUAGAACAGAAUAGAGUAAACCAGAAAUUACCAGAAUCUGAUUUUGGAAGAAAUGUUGAUACUGAUAUCGGAUCUGAUUCAGAAUCUGAAAACGCAUUUCAAGAUCAAUUAGAUGCUGAAAUACAAAGAGAUGUUGAAAUAGAGAAGGAAAUAUCUAAAGUAUUUCAAGCUUCUAGUAUUUAUAAGAAAUUUCUAGAUAAAGAAGUUAAUGAUCCGAUAGAAGAUAACGAUGUUUGUAUUAUUGAUGCAAAGGAAGAAGUAUUUGUGAUAUCAGAUACCGAUAGUGAGACAUCGAAAUUAGUAAUAGAUACCGAUAGAGAAGAAAAUAUUAAACAAGAAAUAACGGAAUCUGAUGUAGAUAUUGAGAAUACGAGUAAUCAUUCUGUUAUAGAAGAAAAUCUUAAUAAUGUUAAAAUAGAAUCCGAUAUUGAGAGAAAAGAUGAUUUAAUUUUAAAUCGAUAUAUAGAUUUUGAACAAAAAGAUGUUGUGAAAGAUAUGAACACUGAAGAGAAUUUAGAAUUCGAAAUUAAAGAGGAAACAGAUAUAAAAGAAGAAAUUGAAUAUGAUGAAAAUAUAAUAAAUAAUAUAGAUUUUGCGAAUAUGAAAUCUGAACAUACUUAUGAAGUUGAUUUGAAUACAGGGUGUUCUAAAGAUUGGUCUAUUAAAACACCCGGUUGUAAAAAUAGGAAACAAGAAAAACCAUUAAAUAAUUACGAAUUAUGGAUUAAUAAAGAUAAAAAAUUCAAAUGCACACAAUGUUCAUAUACAGGAUGUUACAGAGAAUACAUAGAUCACAUAAUGAAUUGUUUUCAUACGAAAUGUACAUAUUGUAUGAAAAGUUUUAAUGACGUCAAACUAUAUUUACGUCAUUUGUCAGACCAUAAAUUGAAAUAUCUCUCUUGUCCUCAGUGUUUUAAGAAGUUCUAUUUGAUACAAAAUCUUAAACAUCACAUAAUAAUACAUAUACAUGAAUUGUAUAUAAUUGUACCGAGUGACGUCGGACGUAAACAAGAUUUUAGCACUUAUAUAUGCAAUGUUUGUGAUGGAAUUGUUAAAAUUGAACAAUUCUUCAUACAUUGGGAAGGACAUUUGGAACUAAAUGAAGCGGUAGAAGAUGAGAUGUCGGACAAAGAGGCUGAAUUAAAAAGUAUGAUGACCCCAGAAAUGGUGGAUCGAGUUAUUGAAAUCCUAACAAACCCAACGUUAAAUAAGAAGCACAAAGUGUGUAUUGUUUGUUCAAAGAUAUUUGUCAGAAGACUUGAUAAUAAAAGGCAUUUGAUCGAACAUUUAUUACAUGAAGCUAAAAUAGAGAUGGCUGCAACCGGAGCCAGGCUCCGUUGUCCCAUCUGUGACCAGCAUUUCCAGGAUCUUCCCGGAUGGAGACAGCAUUUGAGAGAACACUCUCAUAUCAAGACUUAUCGGUGUUCUUUGUGCCCUAAAAAGUUUUGUGAUUCAAGUAAUUUUAGUAAACAUAGGAAAGUGCAUAAUCAACAUAAAUAUAUCUGUGAUCUGUGCGGUGGAAAGUUUUGUGCUAAAACGGGAAUAAUACGACAUUUAAAGACUCACGAGCCGAUGAACCCAUUACCUUGUUCACAAUGUGAUAGAAUAUUUGAUUCAGAUAAUAAAUUAAGAAAACAUAUGCGUAUAAAACAUAAUAAAUAUCCUCUAUCAUGUCCUGUAUGUAGAAGAAAAUUUAAAACGUGCAAACAGAGAUGGGACCACAUGUGGGACAAGCAUAAGUUGAGGAAAUCUGUAGCUGAUUGUCCGAUCUGUAAGAAACAGUAUAGACGAACGAUAGAUGUUAAAAAUCAUUUAAAAUCAGCACAUGGAUCAAAAUAAACUUAUUGUAAUUAAAGAAAGAAAUACAAGUAUGGAUGAACAAUUUGACUAAUUUCGGUAUAAAGGCACAAAUACACGUGCCUUAAGCUGGCAUGUCAGAAUUGAAGAGAUAAAAAAAUUUUCAAUCUUUAUUUUUUGUAUCUGUCUGUGUGUGCUUAUAUCUGUGUUCCUAGUGAUCUCCAAAACGGCUUUGCGUCUACUUAAAAGUAGCUUAUUUGCGAGAAUUAUAAAUUACUAUAUUCUAUUAUUUAAUAUAAUUAAAUUAAAUAUCUCAUCUUCUUUCUCCUUAUUUUACUCCCGUCAUCUGUCAUCACUCCCUUUUUGAUCAUGUCACCUUUCAUCAUCCAUCUCUUUCUAUGUCUACCUCUACCGGUGCACACUCAUAACUUAUUUUUUGCUAACGGGGGGAAAUCUUCGAAAGAUACCCUGUCUUUUAUAAAAAGUAGGAUUAUGUGAGAUUUCUCACUAAAAACCUCCCCUCGGUGGCAGCCCUUAGGUGUGAUUUGAGAGUCCCGGGAUCUCACCGUGUUGCUUUCGACGCUGCUUUUUUUGCUGGGCCUUCACUGGUAACAUGCGAUUCAUCCCUCCUCAUAACCAAGGGCGGAUCCAGUUUUGGCACCAGGGGGGUCACAUAGUCGUCGUCAAGUCACCCUCCUUACAUCCGCCGUUACUCAUAACAUGCCCCCAUGCUAACCUUUUACUCCUUACUUUACUACUGGGGCUACUCUCAAACUUCCUCUAAUAUACUCAUUUCGUAUCUUAUCCAUCCGUGUUUCCCAAAAUUAAAUAUGUCAAGAUUGUGUUUAACCCAUUUCUUAAAAGGAUUUAAAGGUGGUGACGCAUAGGAAGGAGAAAUGUCCUCUUUAUGUGCGUCUCCGUCAAUGAAGGGUAGGCAGCGCUGCAAUUGCGGAUG